Molecule: messenger RNA, 618 nt
Organism: Didymella exigua CBS 183.55
Lineage: Eukaryota; Fungi; Ascomycota; Dothideomycetes; Pleosporales; Didymellaceae
Exons: 2
Coding region: 1-618 (205 amino acids)
Source: RefSeq, a predicted model, not a curated record
AUGAGGUUCGUCAGCUUCUAUCUGCGGGUACUAGCCGACAAAGAGCAGCGGAUUGUGCGCUUUGGAGAGCAGCAGAAUGCAGCCGCUUAUGCAGAAAGCUGCUCAGCAUCAGGCAGCGAGGAGGACAGCGAGGAGGACAGCGAGGAGGACGAUAACGGCAAGAGCAGUAAAGCUGAUAGCGACAGCCUGCGGCCCCAACUGCUUGGGUAUGAUACAGGCACAGACCGCUUGCGGACAGCAAAGAACUACUCGUAUAUGCUAGCAGGGAUGGUGUACUGCGUGCGGGUAGUCGCAGUUGAGGCGCUGCUCCCAGGCUCACAGCGCAGCGCGCAAACUGAGCUGGACCGCGAUUGCUUUGUAGAGAUGCGGCAGAGGUAUCUAGCAGAUGGCUCGUUCAGCCCGAUGAGCGAGAUGAUCAGCAUGCUCGCGUACGGCAAGCACAUUGGAUUAAACGCCGGCAACUCAGGCAACGCACACUGGUCUCUGGACAGAAAGACGUUUUAUCUAAACAGUCGUCCAAUUGCUAUUAGCCGUUUCUGCAAGAUGGCGCAAGACUUGCUGGCUGAAGCAGAGCAGAUGCUGCAGGAGCUGUGCUGGAUUAGAAAGGAGGAGGACUAG